AAAAUAAAAUUUUAUGAUCGUGUUAAAUAUAAUAUAAUGGAUUUAGAUGUGGAAGAUUCGUUAACUAAAUUAAAUACUCAAUUGAAUAAAAGUAUGGUUCUAAUGGAUACAAAAGAAAGUGAAAUAUUUCAAUCAAAAAGUAAAAAAUCCAUAAAGAUUAAUACAAAAAUUCAACUUGCUAGUCCACCUAUUACUUCACCCAUAUCUAGAAAAAGUAUUUUAAAAAAAACUGAAAAAAUCAUAGUAGAAAAUGACUUAGAACAAAAUAAAGAUAAUAAUGAUUCUUUAAAUGAAACAAAUCAUAGCAAAUUAUCUAUAAAUGCAACGCCUACUAUAAGACCACAUAAUAUUAAUGAUUUAAUACAAGGAGAAAACUUAAUUGUAGAAAAUACAGAAUCUACAUUUAAUUUGGAUGAUUUAUCUGAUAAUGAAGACAUAUGGAUCAUGGAUAUUCCUACAACAAUAGAUCCAAGAGAACUUAAAGGUCAAACAUUAAUAUUUGGAGAAAAAUCUAAAUUUAAGAUUAAUGAUGAAAAAUAUUGUGCAGUGAAUCAAGAAGUUAAAUGUAAUAUUACAUGUGUACUUCAGACUGGCAAAAUAAAAUCACGAUAUAAAACUGUUAAUUUGAAGCCAGCAGGCACAAUUACAGUCAGACGAAAACUUUCAAAUAUUCCAAAAAAACCAAUACAAAUAGAAAACUGCAGUGUACCAUUCCCAAAAAAUUUGAAAAUUCGACAUCCAUUAUUUGGUGUAAGUUAUGAAGGUAAUAUUAAAAACGUGCAAUAAAGUAAUUAAUCGAAAA
Apis florea (little honeybee) is the source of this 802-nucleotide messenger RNA. RefSeq lists its product as uncharacterized. The record is from RefSeq and is a predicted model, not a curated record. Gene Ontology annotation, biological process: transcription by RNA polymerase I. NCBI's taxonomy places the organism in Eukaryota, Metazoa, Arthropoda, Insecta, Hymenoptera, Apidae.